AUGGGCACAAAUAAAUUAGCAGAUUGGAUUCAUAAAGGAUCAUUAUUAUUAGAAAAUAAUCAUUCCAAUAGAUAAAAAGUAAAACCUUAAGUUCCUAAAUCGGCAGAACGACCACUAAUUUAUGAACAAAAAAAAAAGAACUAUAUAGAAACUAAUAAAAUUUAUACAAUUCUUUCAACACCGAGACAACCAUAAAAAUAAACAGAUUGGUUAAAAAAAGAAACCUAUGGAAAAGUCCCUCAGUAUUUGAGCAAUAUCAAAUAGAGAAUCUACUAAUCAUUUCUGCAAUAACAAGAAGAUUAUGCUAAUUAGAAUAACCAUUUUAAAUUGUUAUCAGAAUCAGAAUUGCAUGAAAUUAGAAAAGGACUUAAAUAGAGAUAUGAUUUGAUAAAUUUUGAAUACUAGAAAUACUCUCAUCACAAGAAAUUUGAUAAUGUCAGUUUAAGAAGAAAAUAAGAAUAAUAUGAGAGGGAACUAGAUCAAUUAGAAAAAGAUAUGGAAAAAGUAAAUAAGUCUUAGGUUUAUGUCAUAAAAUGA
Molecule: messenger RNA, 537 nt
Organism: Paramecium tetraurelia
Lineage: Eukaryota; Ciliophora; Oligohymenophorea; Peniculida; Parameciidae
Exons: 3
Molecular function (GO): calmodulin binding
Source: RefSeq, a predicted model, not a curated record